This is a messenger RNA of Triticum dicoccoides, 3185 nucleotides long. RefSeq names its product glycine-rich RNA-binding protein RZ1C-like. The record is from RefSeq and is a predicted model, not a curated record. The coding region runs from base 2053 to 2898 and encodes 281 amino acids. NCBI's taxonomy places the organism in Eukaryota, Viridiplantae, Streptophyta, Magnoliopsida, Poales, Poaceae. Gene Ontology annotation, cellular component: nucleus. Gene Ontology annotation, molecular function: mRNA binding; zinc ion binding. The transcript is spliced from 3 exons.
GCUCUUUCUUUCUUUCUUUCUCCCCUCUCGCCGUCGUCGCCUCCUCCUCCUCCUCUCACCCAAACCCUAAUCUCCUCUCCCCCCCGCGAACCGAGGCCGCGGGCGCGCAGGCAGGCGCGGGGCAAAUGGCGGGCAAGGAGGACAGCCGGAUCUUCGUGGGCGGCCUCUCGUUCCACACCGACGAGCGCAAGCUCGAGGACGCCUUCCGCCGCUUCGGCAAGGUCGUCGACACCCAGCCACUUGCUUUGUGAAGCCAAAUGAGCUGGCACAUUUGUGAAGUUGGAUAGAACAGGGAUUCUUUUGUUUGUUUGUCGAAAGAUCAGCUUUGCAGAGAACAAUCAUGAGUGUUUUGUGCGGAGAAAGCAGCUGUUAACUGCUCUUUGAGGGAAAACUUAGGCUUGAAAUUGCUUUACCAAGAGGUCGUGCUGGUGCUGUUUAUCGCAGUUAGAUGCCUGAAGUGAACAUCAGGGCCUGUGAAAUUUGAACCAGUAAUCUGGGAACCCUUGAUCUAUCUUGCUCGUGGCUGUGUUCUGAUACCUUCAUUCAGCUUGUGGUCUGAUAGAAGAAACAGCAUGUUCUUACAGUGGUAUUACUUGACAAGAAAUGCCUUCAGUGGUUCUUUGGCUUUUGCAGUUCCAUGCAUGCCCUGUGAUUUUGAUAGUCUACUAUGCCAACACCACAGUCAGUAGUCUGCAGUUGGGAAGCGGCUCAACAGACAGUCUGUUGUCUGAUGGAAACCUGAAGACAUUUUUCAGUCUUUCAUGUUUAACUGAUUUGAUCUCUUGGUGAUAUACAUUAAAAUAUUUGUUGUCUGUUUUGUGUGGUUGUGUUAAAUAUUAAGAAACCAUGUAACCCAUUUUAAAAUCCUGUGCCAUCUAUGCGACUAGAAUUCUACACAUAUGUUGUCAUGUUUUUCUAUUCUUGAAUCUUGAUACGAGUGCCAUGAUUUGUUUGGUAUGUCAGUACUCUGUUCGUUGGCCAAAAAAUUGUUCUGUUUUCUGCUCCUAGUUUCUAAGAGCAUGUUGCAUUAUCUUUUCUGUAAUCACCAUGUCCCAAUCAUUUAUCUCAUCAUACCAUAUAUUCAUCUGAAUGCCUUUUCUUCAGUUGUUUCUUUCGCUUUUUGGUUUGUAGUCAUAGCCAUUUUUUGUGACAAGUUGGGUGCAAAACAUGUUGUAGUGUGCAACCUGAUCUUAUUGGCUUAAAAAUAAUUUAAGGGAUGUCGUUGCAAGCCAAGGAAUCAUGUAGUAGUAGUUGGUAACUUUUGUUAUGAAAACCGAGGGAAGGUGAAAUCCAGAUUUGUUUGUGGUUCGUCACGACAUUGGUGCUGUGUAGUGCUCAUGGAAUGACAGUUGAAGGAUAGCUGCUGAAGCAACAUUUGAUGUCAGCACUUCUCACAACCAACCCCACACAUUUGGCAUGUCAUGCUUGUUGGAUAUUGCCAACUGCUGUCUCCAUGUGUUGUUUUGCUAUGUUUGAAGAUUCUCUCGUGAGCUUAUCUACCAGACCAGCAUGCCAGUGGUUCAGACAUCGGUGAUGGGCCUGACCGCCUGAGAAUGUUGUUCUUGUUUAGCUUCUGACAGAGUAAUUCACUAAUUCAUGGUGAAAAUUUAAUAGAUGGAUCUAACUACUGAAGUGGUUUAUGCAUUUAGUCAUAGCUUGAUAUGGUAUGAGUGGGAGUGUUACAAACCUUGAGGCACACUUGGUUGGCGGUAGCCACUUUCAUGCCAAUUGAAGUUCCUUGCUUCUCAGUUAGUAGUUGCUGCAAUUAGUUUAGUUGAUAUGAGAUGUGCUAUAGGGAUCCAAACACGACAGGAUUAUCCAGAGCAGUCUAGUAAAUAUGGGUAACAGCAAAAGAUGGUAGCAGCAAGCAUUGUUUGGUUGCUCAAAUGUUUGUUUGCCUGACUGGUUGUCAGUACAACGAGCUUUGCUCUCUCAGGAUAUGUUCAGUCAGAAAGGUAGUUACAGUUACACUCGGCUAUGUGACAGUUUUGAUUUGUUCUGUUGAAUUAUGAAACUCUGGAAUAACCUAAUCCCAAUGCUGCUCAAAAGAUCAUGCUGGAGAGGCACACAAACCGGCACCGUGGCUUUGGCUUCGUGACGUUUUCAGAUCCCAGGGCAGUUGAGACUGCUAUCAAUGAUAUGCACAACAAAGAGUUAGAUGGUCGUACCAUUUCAGUGAACAGGGCUGAGCCGAAGUUGCAAACGGAUGACACACGGUACAGCAGUGGUGGUGGCGGUGGUGACCGUGGGGAUUAUCGUGGUGGUAAGGGUGAUGGCCCACCCCCUGGCAAUUGCUUUGAGUGUGGCCGUGCUGGUCACUGGGCUCGUGACUGCCCUAACCCUGGUGGCGGCCGUUCUGGGCGAUUCCCUUCCAAGUUCAGUGGCGGCGGUGGCAGGGGAGACCGCUUUUCUGGAUCAGACAGGUUUGGCGACCGUUACGUGGAUGAUCGCUACGAUGGUGGCCGUUAUGGUGGGUACCGUGAGCCUAUUGACAGCAGAGACAGAUAUGAUGGGGGCCGUGAUCGUUAUGCCAGUGACCGGUACCCUUCUGGUGGUGACCGCUUUGGUGCAGACAGGUAUGGAGCUGCUCCGGACCGUUAUGCACCAAGUGGUGGUGGAGGCGGCUAUGGCAGGGAGCGGGAGAGAAGCUACGAGAGAGAUGGACUUCGUGGUGGUGGCGGCGCCUAUGACAGGAGUGGCCCAAGGGGCGGUGCAAGCUACGACAGGGACGGCCCAAGGGGCGGCAUCGGCGGUGGCUAUGACAGGGACGGUCCACGUGGAGGCGGCGCCGACUAUGGCAGCGGAGGGCCUGCUCGCUACGAGGGAGGAGGUUACAGGGAGAGGCCUGCGCCGUACGACCGCCCCAGGGGAGGAGGACGCUUCGACGACCGCUACUAGUGACCGACCUGUUGCUGCAGUCGAGCUAUGUACUUGCGUUUUUAAUUCUUUCCAGUUUGGCAUGGCCGAAUGCUUGAUGAGUACUCUGUCGGCACGGUUAUCUCUUUUCUGUACUGCGAAUGUUACUCCUUGGGCAGUGGUUGAGUUUACCCAGCAGACUGUUUGCGUGCUGCGUUGAAUCUUCCGUGCCAUGGCAGUUGGCUGUUGUCACCUUUGCUGGAUGAUGGUUUAUGUACUGCUGCAUGAUAUUAUCAAUCCGAACUUAUGAAAUCCUGCUGCUCUGCUGU